AUGGAGACGGUUGCCUUCGCGCUGCAGUCGGAGUAUGGCGACCAGGAUCCCAGCAAGUUCCAGCGUCCCGGGAGUGCUUAUUUUCGUUUGGCUCACUUCCUCCCUCCCUGGGUCUUCUCCGAUCAAAAAGUGCUAGAACUCGGGCGCGAGCGAUUCCUGCGCAAGUGUCUCGGCCAUUUGCACAGAAAUUUACGCGGAAAGAGCAAAUUUCAAGCUCAACUUGAUUUCAUCGAAGCUGCCUCCAAGAUUGAAGAUACUACAGGCAACAGCUACCUCUUAUACAAAAACAAACUCGGCAAAGUCCCCGCAGCAAGAAUCGACAUUGCCUUAGGCGGGAUCCGAUUUUUCAAACCAACUCCUCGAAACUCAAUUCCUACAAAGCUUUUUGACUUCAAAUGGUCGCAAAUAUGCUCUUUCCGAAUUUCAAAUAAGAAAUUCGUGCUCCGCCAAGAAGAUCAACCUGCCUGCCGAAAACUCGUAUUUUCUUGCCUCUCGCACAAACGUGCUCGUUAUUUGCUAAUGUUUAUCACGCAAACACACAUCUUCGACUAUCACCAACAGAAGAUGUACAAGCCGCCUCAAAACGCUCUGCUCAAGAAUAUAGCUACCUCAAAGCCUGCCGUCGAGAAUUCAGUCGACGAGUGGUCUCCCAAACGCAUGAUUAUUUUAGAAGACUACGCCAGAAACAACUCCAACGCGGAGAAGGAAGAUGAUGAUGUUUUCUUCAUUGACGUGAGCAGCUCUACGCUUAAAACGAACAACCCUGCUAGCCGAGCGCUCUCAGUUUCUACCCCUAAGCGACCGGAAGUCGUUGAUCGUCUCCAAGUCAAAAUUCCAAGACACACGUCUAUGUCAGCCGCGGACCAACCUGAUCGACCAAAUGGUGGUCUCAGGACAUCUCCAUUAGCUGUGCCAGCAAUACCUCAGCGCCCGCCAGUGGCGCAAAUUCCAUCGAAAAUCCCACUCGCCGUUCUUUGUGAAUAA
Messenger RNA from Oikopleura dioica, 984 nucleotides. The record is from the annotation of a GenBank genome assembly. NCBI's taxonomy places the organism in Eukaryota, Metazoa, Chordata, Appendicularia, Copelata, Oikopleuridae.